AUGAUCCCAGAGGAGAUUCAGAGGCUCCUGGAAGAUGCUGAAAGCUACCUGGCAGAUGGACUGCAGAAGGAAAACUUGAGUGCUAAAGCAAGGGAGCAGAGGGAUGCAAUUCUCUUUGACUUCCAGCAAGUUAAAGCCAGGUACCACUUGGAAUUUGUGCCCCGAGGCCAGGAUCAGCAUGACACUGCCUUUGGACAGGACAGCUCUGAUGAAAAUCACAGCUGGGGUUUGGCUCCUUCCAUGACGUCCGACGCCUCACUUCCAUCAGACUUCCAGGAUGAUGGACUGGAGGAGACCACCCCAAAGCCUGUUGAGGACACAGGGAACAUUCUGAAGCAGGGAUACCUGGAGAAGAGGUGUCGAGACCACAGCUUCUUUGGCUGGGAGUGGAAGAAGCGGUGGUGUGUCCUCAACAGGAAGACCUUCUACUACUAUGCCAAUGAGAAAAGCAAGCAACCUAAAGGCAGCUUCCCCAUCAGCGAGUGCAGCGCCAGGCUGGCCUCCCACCUGCGCCGGGACUCCCGGCGGAGCUGCUGCUUCGAGCUCAGCUGCCCUUGGAAACGAACCUAUGAGUUCACAGCCCCAAGCCCAGCAGAGGCUGAAGAUUGGGUGGAUCAGAUCCAGUUCCUCCUGAAAGACCUGAGCUCCCACACCAUCCCAUGUGAUGAGGAGGACGAAGAGGAGCUCUACAACGACGUGGACAGCUCUGACUCCCUCACCACAGCGUCCCACAGCACCACCCUGAACCAGGAGGAGCCUAAUGCUGAGCUGGAAGAUGACAUCUAUGAGGUUUUGCCAGAUGAGGAGCUGGAGUCCCACAGCCUAGAGGACACCAGGAGUGGAGAGCAAAGUGGCACAUCCUCAACUAGAGCAGGUUGCCCAGAGCUGGAUUACUCUAACUACUACCAAGGCUUGUGGGACUGCAGCGCUGAGCAUCCCGACGAGCUCUCCUUCCACCGUGGAGACCUCAUCUACAUCCUAAGCAAGGAGUACAACCCCUAUGGCUGGUGGGUUGGAGAGCUCAACAACGAGGUUGGCAUCGUCCCCAAGGACUACCUGAUGCCAGCCUACGAGCUGGGGGAGCAGUGAGGAUCCUGGCAGCCCAGGUGCUCCUCUCCCUGGCCAUGCUGAGAUACCACCACCACCAGCC
This is a messenger RNA of Dryobates pubescens (Downy woodpecker), 1150 nucleotides long. It is a transcript of the gene SKAP1, whose product is annotated as src kinase associated phosphoprotein 1. The record is from RefSeq and is a predicted model, not a curated record. Lineage: Eukaryota; Metazoa; Chordata; Aves; Piciformes; Picidae. Gene Ontology annotation, cellular component: cytoplasm; plasma membrane. The coding region runs from base 1 to 1089 and encodes 362 amino acids. Gene Ontology annotation, molecular function: protein binding. The transcript is spliced from 14 exons.